Messenger RNA from Tripterygium wilfordii, 1113 nucleotides. RefSeq lists its product as uncharacterized. The record is from RefSeq and is a predicted model, not a curated record. NCBI's taxonomy places the organism in Eukaryota, Viridiplantae, Streptophyta, Magnoliopsida, Celastrales, Celastraceae. Bases 1 to 1113 code for a protein of 370 amino acids. The transcript has 4 exons.
AUGGAUAGGUACAUUGCCAAUGUUGAUGACGAUGAGGAUGUUGAUAGGGCAAAAACCACCAUGAAUAGCACAAAUGCAAAACAAGCUUGGAGUCAUGUUUGUUUGGAUAUCGGGAGGUUCUUCUUUGAAAAUGCAAUUCCUUUCAAUGUGGCAAGGAGUCCAUCAUUCAUCAAUAUGUGUCGAUCAAUUGGUUCAUAUGGACGAGGCCUUAAACCUCCUACCAUGCAUCAAUUGAGAACAUGGAUUUUGAAGGAGGAGCUGGACACUUCUGAGAAAAUAGUUAAUGAUAUUAAGAAGACAUGGGCGCACACAGGAGUUUCAAUACUAUCUGAUGGUUGGACUGACAUUUCUGGGAGGACUUUGAUCAACUUUCUUGUGAAUAAUCCAAAUGGGACAGUGUUCUUGAGAUGUGUUGAUGCUUCAGAACAUGUGAAGGAUGCAGAUUUAUUAUUUAAGUUGCUUGAUGGCAUUGUUGAGGAAGUUGGGGAAGAGUUAGUGGUUCAGUUUGUGACAGACAAUGCAAGUAACUACAAACCAGCAGGGAAAAUAUUGAUGGAGAAAAGAAAGCACAUUUAUUGGACUCCAUGCGCGGCACAUUGUUUGGAUUUGAUGCUGGAAAAAAUUGGAGAGUUGCCACAACAUAAGAGAGCUGUACUCAAGGCCAAGAAAGUAAGCAAUUUCAUCAAUAAUCAUGCUUGGGUGUUGGCUUUGAUGAGGAAAUUUACGAAGAGAGAAAUCAUUAGACCAGCUGUCACUAGAUUUACAACUUCUGUGUUGACUUUAAGAUGCAUGUAUGAGCUUAGACAACCUCUUGAAUCAAUGUUCACUUCACAACAAUGGGCGGGUUGUAAAUGGGCAAACACAAGUGAUGCAAAGAGCGUGAGUUAUGCACUUAAAACAACGGAGCCGUUGGUGGAAGUGUUGAGACUUGUUGAUUUUGAGAAGAAACCUGCAAUGGGUUAUAUUUAUAAUGCUAUGGAUAAAGCAAAGGAAGAAAUAGCGAAAAACUUGGGUGGAGAACUAGCAGAUUACAAGGAGAUUUGGGACAUUAUUGAUGAAAAAUGGGAAAGUGAAGGCGGGAUUGUACAGUUCAAUGAAAAAGAUCAUCCCUAA